AUGAACUACAUCUCAGACCUCGUCAUGUCGGACGCCGUCAUCAACCCCCUCCUCGACAAUGGCUAUCUCCCACACUUUGUGAUCCGCCGCGGCAUCCGCGCGCAGCUGGCCGACCGUCUCAACUCCAUCGCCAGCACGUCGUUAGAAGCCGCGUACGAGUCCAAGAUGAAGUAUGUUGAGCUGUUGCGCACGCGGCCCAUUGCCAUUGAGACUGCGACUGCCAAUGAGCAGCACUACGAAGUCGGCACGUCUGUGCUGAAAGGUAUGCUCGGGCCGCGGAUGAAGUACUCGGCGUGCUUGUACGAAAAGGGCGGCGAGACGCUGGCGCAGGCUGAGAUUGCCAUGUUGAGGACGUAUGUUGAGAGGGCGGAACUUGAAGAUGGGCAGAGAAUCUUAGAUCUCGGAUGCGGCUGGGGCUCAGCAUCCCUCUACUUUGCCGAGAUCUUCCCCAACGCAAAGAUAACCGCCUUCUCUAACAGCCGUACGCAGAAACAGCAUAUCGACAGCGUCGCCGCCUCCAAGGGUUUCAAGAACCUGACCGUCAUCACCGGCGACGUCGUAGACUAUGAAUUCACCCCGGAGUCCUUCGACCGUGUCGUCUCCAUCGAGCUGUUCGAGCACAUGAAGAACUACGCGCUGCUCACGGCCAAAGUCUCGCGCGCUCUAGCGCCGGGUGGUAAACUAUUCGUGCACAUUUUCGCGCACAAGACGAUGCCGUACGACUUUGACGGCGGGUGGAUGACGGAGCAUUUCUUCACGGGCGGGACGAUGCCCAGUGCAGAUCUUCUGCUGUUCUUCCAGGAUGAGUUGAGGGUUAAGAGGCAGUGGUGGGUGAACGGCAUGCACUAUGGAAAGACUUGCGAGGACUGGCUGCUUACUAUGCUGAGUAAUAAGGAGAGUAUCAUGAAGGGCCUCGAGGAGACGUACGGUAAGGAGGGGGUGGUGACUUGGUGGAAUAGGUGGCAGGUUUUCUACCUGGCGUGUGCGGAGUUGUUCAAGUGGGACGGCGGAGAUACAUGGGGUGUCAGCCAUUACCUGUUCGAGAAGGCGAAGUAG
Messenger RNA from Ascochyta rabiei, 1056 nucleotides. RefSeq lists its product as uncharacterized. The record is from RefSeq and is a predicted model, not a curated record. Bases 1 to 1056 code for a protein of 351 amino acids. Lineage: Eukaryota; Fungi; Ascomycota; Dothideomycetes; Pleosporales; Didymellaceae. The transcript is spliced from 3 exons.